Messenger RNA from Cyanidioschyzon merolae strain 10D, 705 nucleotides. RefSeq lists its product as hypothetical. NCBI's taxonomy places the organism in Eukaryota, Rhodophyta, Bangiophyceae, Cyanidiales, Cyanidiaceae. The transcript has a single exon. Bases 1 to 705 code for a protein of 234 amino acids. The record is from RefSeq and is a predicted model, not a curated record.
AUGGCGACGACCGAGGACGAAGCGCGAACGCUUUUGGAACGUUUUCGCACGCACCUUGAAACGUUAAAGAGGGCUUCGCUUCGGGAUGCCGUAGAACAGGCACCGGAAAACUGUCAAGAUAGUUCUCGGAAGGACGUUUCGCGUGAUGGCGUCGAGUCGAUACCAGCGGUUGCACAGUGGCCUGACGGUGUAAAGUGCGCGCACGAGCUGCACAUGCUUGCCGUAUUGCACCAGCAGCUUGCGGAACACUUCUACUCGAGCCUGAGUCGUCUUAGGGAUACUCUAGGCAGAGUUGAGCUGCUCCAGCUUGAGCGAUCCGCACUUGAGUACCAAAUAGAGCGCUUCAGGGAGCGGCGGCUGUAUGUGGAGAGCCAACGCGCGGCCGCGAAAACCAUCCAGAUCUUAGGCGGCAGCGGGGCGAAGCCGGAAAACGCAGCUGUUCUGAAAGAGGAGUUGCAAGCGGAGCUAGCGUCUCGUGAAAAACUGGCGGCCGAGCUCGCGGAGCUUGGUCUACAGAUCGAAGAAGCGAGGAGGCGCCAGAUAACUGACGAGCAGCGGAUCCAGGCCUGUGUCCCUGCCCAUGCGGAACUCGAACGUCUCGUGCAAGCUCUUUGCAGAAGCCUAACUGCUGAGCAUUCCGAUGAGGUGGCUGAAAUUUCCACUGGAAUGGAGCUUGGUUGUGCGAACGAGAAGUCUCAAGGCUAG